Propithecus coquereli (Coquerel's sifaka) is the source of this 1119-nucleotide messenger RNA. RefSeq names its product liver carboxylesterase 1-like. The transcript has 6 exons. Gene Ontology annotation, biological process: lipid catabolic process. Gene Ontology annotation, cellular component: endoplasmic reticulum; lipid droplet. Lineage: Eukaryota; Metazoa; Chordata; Mammalia; Primates; Indriidae. The annotation marks the transcript as partial. Gene Ontology annotation, molecular function: carboxylic ester hydrolase activity. The record is from RefSeq and is a predicted model, not a curated record.
CGUCUCGAGUCUGGCAAAGGCAAGUCCAAUUACAGGCUGAAACCUCCCAGAUCAAGGGUCGGCCCAGCCCCAGGAGACACCUUGCUCAGGUCUGUUUGGACCUCAGAGGUUCCUCUUUCUCCCCUGCCCAGGUGCCCGCAGGACCCAGUGGCAGGGCAGCUGCUCUCCGACCUCUUUACCAACAGAAAGGAGAACAUUACUCUCAAGUUGUCCGAAGACUGUCUUUACCUGAAUAUCUACACUCCUGCUGACUUGACCAAGAAAAGCAGGCUGCCGGUUUUAUCUCCCCUGGCCAAGAACCUCUUCCACCGGGCCAUUUCUCAGAGUGGUGUGGCCCUCACUUCUGCUCUGCUCAAGAAGGACAACAUCAAGCCCCUGGCGGAGAAAGUUGCCAUCACUGCUGGGUGUAAAACCACCACCUCGGCUGUCAUGGUUCACUGCCUGCGCCAGAAGACAGAGGAGGAGCUCUUGGAGACCACCCUAAAAAUGCAUGAACUGUGCAUGAAUCAUGUCUUCUCAGAUGCCGGAGCCCCCACCUACAUGUAUGAGUUUGGGUAUCGCCCAAGCUUCUCGUCAGACAUGAAACCCAAGACGGUGAGAGGGGACCACGGGGAUGAGCUCUUCUCUGUCUUCGGAGCCCCAUUUUUAAAAGGUAAUGGAGGAACAGAGGACCCUGUCAAAAAGAAAGACCUGUUCCUGGACUUGAUUGGAGAUGUCAUAUUUGGUGUCCGAUCUGUGACCGUGGCCCGACGCCACAGAGGUGAGUCCCAGAGGUUGGACUGCAAAGGGACAUCGGCCCCACCAGCCCCGAGUCACCCCUUCAUGCCCAUGGUGGUGGAUGGCGUGCUGCUGCCCAAAACCCCUGAAGAGAUUCUGGCCGAGAAGAGUUUCAACACCGUCCCCUACAUCGUCGGCAUCAACAAGCAAGAGUUUGGCUGGAUCAUCCCAAUGGUGAGCACGUGCAGCCUCUUAGACUCUCUGCUCUCCCCGUCAGCCCUCCCAGGUCUGGCCACAGGCGUCCGUCCUUCUCCAAGGCCCGAUCUGAGUCCAGGACAUCUGUCCCCUCCCUCACAAGUUGUCAUUUCCAUGGAAACCUUCUCUGGGAUGGCCCAGCUGUGA